Molecule: messenger RNA, 2814 nt
Organism: Pipistrellus kuhlii (Kuhl's pipistrelle)
Lineage: Eukaryota; Metazoa; Chordata; Mammalia; Chiroptera; Vespertilionidae
Product: solute carrier family 22 member 14
Exons: 11
Coding region: 635-2635 (666 amino acids)
Biological process (GO): transmembrane transport
Cellular component (GO): membrane
Molecular function (GO): transmembrane transporter activity
Source: RefSeq, a predicted model, not a curated record
CACAGCCCCUACUGGGGAUUGAGCCUGCAACCUGGGCAUGUGCCCUCACCCAGAAUCGAACCAUGAUCUCCUGGUUCAUAGGUCGAUGCUCAACCACUGAGCCACACGGGCUGAGCUCCCCACUGGCUUCUUCUAACCUCCCAUCUGCAUGCCUUCAUUCUGCCUCCUCACAGCCUCUCCUCCUCUCAGAAAAGGAGCAGCCAUCCUAAGGCAGCUCCCAGGCUUCUCACCACCCAGUCUCCCACCUGUGCUGCCUCCCCUCCCUCCUGUGGCAGUGGAAGAACUGCCCUGCACAGAGCUGCUAGGGGGCCAGGCCUGCGGCUCAGUGCUCACCGCUGCCCCCUAUAGAUCUGGGAGCAGCCAGAGGGGGAGCCUGUCCCGCCUCUACCCCUCCUCCCACCCCCACCUUAGACCUGGGGACUGAGGACCUGUGAGUUGGGCCUGGACAGACAGAAGAACUUCCCACAGAGGAGGUGGGACCUUUAAGGGGAGGGCAGGUGCUCCAGGAGCCGGGAACAGUCUGCACAAAGGCUUGGAGCUGGCUCACGGGGAGACUUUCCCACCUGCCUUGCCACAGCCUCCCCCUGGGGUCCGUGGCCCAGUGAGGCCCCUGGAGUAGAAUGCUGCUCCUCCCAUGCCACCCCACCCGGGCACUCCCUGCCCCAUUGUGACACUACUUCCUGGCCACCAUUGGAACCCAAAGGUUCUGCUGCCUACAGCCUGGCUAGGCCUGGAGGAUGCUGAGAUGGCUGGUAAAGAAAAGCCAAUGGAGCUCCAAAACCAGGCUUCUUACAGGAACUUACAACGGCGUGAGGAGGCAGAACACUCCAGUCCCAAGUCUGCGGAGUUGUUACGCAAGUUGAGGAUCAUGGAAGCCAACCAGCAGGACAAGCUUGCUAAUAUCAUGGAAGCGUUGGGGAAGUUUGGCCCAUUCCAGCGAAGGCUGGUAGCCCUAACCUUCAUCCCCAAUAUACUUGCGGUUGUAUUCAUGUAUGCUGACCUCUUUGUGUCUGGAGAACAGAAGGCCUAUUGCAAUACCAGCUGGAUCCUGGACGUGGGCCCUAACCUGUCAAUGGCUGAGCAGCUGAACCUGACCCUGCCCCGGUACAAAAAUGGCAGCUUCAUGACAUGCCGCAUGUUCCUACCUGUGACCUGGGAUCUGGAUUCCAUCAUCAAGUUUGGCCUCAACUACACACAGCCGUGCAGCCAGGGGUUUGUCUACCCUGAGAGCAAGACUCGAUCAAUAAUCAAUGAGUUUGAUCUGGUGUGUGGUGAGGACUUUUCCCCGGAAGCCGCGCAGUCCAUGUUCAUGACAGGCCUCCUGACAGGGGCACUCAUCUUUGGCUUCAUAGGUGACAAGCUUGGCCGCUACCCCUGCAUACUGCUGUCGAACUUGGGCAUAAUCAUCUUUGGCUUUGGGACAAGCUUCGUCACCAGCAUUAACCAAUAUCUGUUUUUCCGCUUUGGGUUAUCCCACUCCCUGGUGGGCCACGCCAUCAGCAGCAUGGCUCUAACUGUUGAGUGGGUAGUGGGCGAGCAUCGGGCCCACUCCAUCAUCCUGAGCCAGAGCUUUUAUUCUCUGGGGCUCAUGUUCCUGAGUGGACUUGGCUACACUUUUCCCCACUGGCGGUUGGUGUUUGUGUUUGGCACAGCCCCUGUGUUAUUCCUCGUCUCCUUUAUCUGGAUUCUCCCAGAGUCCCCUCGGUGGCUGUUGGUGAAGGGGAAGGUGGAGGAAGCCAAGCAGGAACUGCUCUCUGCCGCUGAAAGGAACAAGAGGACCAUUCCUUUACCUCUGUUGGAUAAGCUACAGGUGCCUGGAAAGAAGGUGGCUAAUGCCUCAAUCCUGGACUUCUAUAGCAACAGUCAACUGCGCAAGGUGACCUUGGUGAUGGUUAUUGUGUGGUUUACUGUUGGUCACAGCUAUUCUACGCUGACCUUGAAGAUGGAAGCUUUUGGUGUGAAGCAACAGCUGAUCGAGAUAAUUCCUGGCAUGAUGGGGAUGCCCGCCCGGCUGUGUGGCAUCUUUUUGUUCGAGCAUUUUGGGAGGAAGUGGUCUAUGGCAGGGGCUCUCUUCCAAGGCAGCUUCAUGAACUUGCUUAUCCCUUUCAUCCCCUCAGACUUGAAAACCACGUUGUUGCUGUUGAUCCUGGUGGGACAACUCAGCCUUUCCACCUCCAUCAGCAUGUUCUUCGCCUACAGCGCCGAGAUCCUGCCUACCGUCCUCAGGGCAACGGGUCUGGGGCUGGUGACUCUGGCCUGGGCAUCUGGAAUCAUAGUGUCCCUGGCUCUAAUGACCUGGAGUCCCCCCUAUAUUAGCAACUAUAUCGGCUACGUCUCAACCAUCUUGUCCCUGUCCCUCUUCUACAUGCUUCCGGAGACACAGAAUCUGCCCCAUGUCGAUAUCCUGGAGCACUUCUCCAUAUACAAACGCUCUAGGCGCUCUAACAAGAAGCUGAGCAAAGAGAUCUUGUUGGCUGAGAGCAAAUUAUAUAGUGAAGUGAACCAGGAAGUGAUAAGGAACACCCUUCUCAAUGCCAUGAUGGAACCGGAACCAGACUUAUUCAGCUCACCUGUGAGUAGCAAAGAAGCAUCCACAAACAACCAGGAAGAAGGCCAGGCCCUCGGACGAUCAUGAAUGAAGUUGACCGGCUGAGGAUGGGGCCGGGAAUUUCAAGCUGCAAAUUCUGGGCCAAGUUCAGCUUCGGGGGCAGGGUCAGCCCUACUCUGAGGUUAGCCCUGGAGAUCCAAAAAAUAGCUCCUCUGCGGGGAGCUAAGGUGUGAUUAAUUCUAAUAAAGGUAUCGUGUUAGACUUGA